AUGGCAUCAAUAUUUACAUACGACCCCGAUCCACCCAGGGUGUCCUCGCCCUGGUCAAUAUCUGGCUCAUCAACUCCUGGACUUGGUGCAGGCGAGACCCAACGCAGCAAUUCGGAGUCUGGCUUGAUAACAGUUGACUCGGACAGACUGGCAGACUAUGGUAUCUCCAAGCUGGAACCCGAGCCGCAGGAAGGCCCCACAGAGUACAAACUCCAUCUUCUGCUUCGGUCCAGGAGACCGUUUAUUUCAAUGACCACCGGGCAGGUAGUGGGCGGCAAUUUUCAAUUCAGAACAUCAAAUAAGCCCUACUGGAAUUUGGGUCUAUCUCCGGAACCCCCGGCUUCUCCACGUCUCUCUAGCGCUGCACACCUGACAAGUCGUCAACAGAGACUGCAGCAACUUACAACUCAGCUACUAUGGCGUUUACAGCAGUCUUCUCCAUUUCACUCUUCUUCUACUGCCAAUCUGAUUCUUCCUGUUUUACCGGAAGCUACUCCAAAACUGGGAAUCCCGCAAAAGCCUUCUCGUCUAUUACCCGGUCUUGAAGAAAGUCAAGGCGCCCUCUACGAGAUUGGCGUAGCUGACGAUGGUACUUUUGUAGGUUUGAUCAAGGAAGAGCUGGACGAGAGUCUGACCAACCUUGGUGCUAUGGCGGCUAGUCUUGGUUGUAAAAUUGACGUGUUAAGAAAAGUAGUGGUCGGCACUUGUGACUGGGCAGAGGGACCCGAAUCCGAUGUUGUUCAUUCUGGAGAACUAUGGGUUGCAGAAGCUUUGGUGAGCCCUGAUCUUGACUACUACAGCUCGUUGUCUGCAAAAGAGUUAGGUCUUGAUAAUUUAAGCUUGGAUGACAAUGUGCCCACACCAAAGGAAGAGGACACAAUGGAGGGGGGGUGCUCGCAGACGGAACAGAUUCGUAUUUCAAUCACAGGUCCUAGUGCCGCUGGCAAAUCAUCGCUGCUUGGGACUUUGACAACAUCUGCACUUGACAAUGGCCGUGGUAAGAGCAGACUGAGUCUCCUCAAGCACAGACAUGAGAUCUCUUCUGGAAUCACAAGCUCUGUGGCUCAAGAACUCAUUGGCUAUCGAGCGGUCUCCUCAACUGAAGGCACUGUUGACGUGAUCAAUUAUGCAUCGGGAAAUGUGACUGCUUGGAAUGAUAUCCAUGCAGCGUCUGAUGGUGGAAGAUUAGCUUUUGUGUCCGAUCUUCCGGGGCUCCCUCGUUAUGUGAAAUCGACUCUGCGCGGCCUCGUAAGUUGGGCUCCACACUAUGUUAUCCUUUGUAUCCCAGCCAAUAGCUCUCAUGAUCCCACUACUACGCCAGAUGAUGGAGAACAAGCACCCGAAAUUGAUAUUUGCAUGGCUUACCUCGACCUCUGCAUCAGACUUGAAACACCCAUGAUCGUGGCGAUCACCAAGUUGGAUCUUGCGUCACGCAUGGGCUUGAAACAGACCCUUGCCCGAGUGUUGUCUACUAUCAAGGCUGCGGACAAGAAGCCGCUAAUGCUUGCUGUCGCGGGAGAUAACCAGGCCCCGAACUUGAACAAGAUCUCUACGAUGGACUGCCAGGAGGCGUUGAAGACCAUCAAUGCUGUAAAUGGCGACUGGUCUGGUACAAUUCCAAUUCUUCUCACUAGCGCCGUCAAUGGCUCCGGUGUAGGCAAAUUCCAUGCACUAUUACGGUACCUUCCUUUACCGAGAACCCCGUCAUCAAGACUUGUGCACGUACCUCGAAUUAAACACCGACAAGAAGUGCCUACAGAUGUGUUUGAUAUUGACGAGGUGUUUGCGAUUCCGCCAUCGAAAGUGUAUUCUUCCCUCGAUACCUCUCGUUCAGAUACAAGGGGCGUUGUACUUUGCGGAAUAGUUCGCCAUGGUAGUAUCUCUGUCGGAGACGAGCUAGUUAUUGGGCCAAUAGCGGUAGAAACUAGGCCAGAUGAGAACACGCCGCACGCCUCGAAGCCAAGGUCUCUGCACACCCCCGAGAAUGCAUCUCCACAGUCUCGUUCCCUGAAAAGCAGAUCCGUUUCUGGCGAAUUUUCUCCAUUCUCUCAAGGCUCCCUCCCCGGAAAGUCACGAUUUGUGUCCCAUGCUGAAUGGCAGCGAGUGCGGGUCGUCAGUGUGCGCAACCUGCGUUUAUCCGUCCGCAUCUUACUGGAGGAUCAAGUAGGCACUAUUGGGGUUGAGCCGAUACCUUGGGGACCUGGAAAGGAGGUGAAUGCUCUCGGCCGUCUUAAGAAGGGGAUGAUAUUGGCUCAAGCAAGAAUCUCGCCAGAUCAGUCUCCAACCAGUAGUCUUCCUAGCUCUCUUGCAUUCAGUACCGCUUUCGUUGCGACAUUUCCAGCCCGCGAUUUCUCAGUCGCAGGUUCUCCACCUCUGCUACUCGGUGGUGGAGUCGUCGUGUAUAUCGGCAAUAUUCGAGCUGCCGCCAAAGUCACCUGCGUCGCCUUAGCUGACGACAACGAGCUCGAUCCGCACACCGAGCCACUCCCUGAGGAAGGCGACUUUUUCAAUUUCGACGACGACGAGGAGAAAGACAAGCAAAAGCAAGGGAACCGAGUUCGGCGCGCGCGACCCGAGAGCGAAAAGACGAUUGACGUCUCAAGUGCGCAUGGUAUUGGCUUUGUGAAUAUCACAUUUGCGUUCAUCUCGUCUAUUGAAUGGGUUGAAGUGGGCUCUUUGGUGAUCGUGAUGCCGGGAGUAACGACGGCCACUUCUGCGACGGGUGAUCUCAUUCCACUUUCCGGGCUUGAGGGUUAUGUUGGACGAUUGACUGAAGUUAGUAGUAGCGAAGACAUGUCGGAACGAUAG
Molecule: messenger RNA, 2808 nt
Organism: Talaromyces amestolkiae
Lineage: Eukaryota; Fungi; Ascomycota; Eurotiomycetes; Eurotiales; Trichocomaceae
Exons: 1
Coding region: 1-2808 (935 amino acids)
Biological process (GO): translational elongation
Molecular function (GO): GTP binding; GTPase activity; translation elongation factor activity
Source: RefSeq, a predicted model, not a curated record